UCUUUGUUUACGUGGGUGUGUGUCUUUACGUCUUUAUCGUGUUUUGGCGCAACGUAGGUGAAUCGGACUGUUUAUUAUAUUUGUUGUUGUUAAGAACUUUAAGCAGAAUAAAUCCAAGGCUCUGCACAACACAAUGAACAACAGUCCCAAGGACGUGUCUAUGUCUGGUGGAGCUGGUUACAGACGUGGACAAGUAGACAACAAUGCCGUCUCGGGUAUCUCUAUCAGCAUUGAGAGUGAUGAUAAUGAGUCAACCACAGCAGAGCACGAAUAUUUACUGCCCGCUGGCACCUCAUCGUCUGUUACCUCUGCGAUGCCAGGAAGCAGUGCUACCACCGGUGUCCAUCUAGAUCAUGGCAGUAAUCUGUCUGGUAGGAGCAGCAGCCUAACUACUGGCGGUGGCGUAGGUGCCAGUCGUUAUCCAUCCCAUCAUGGCAAUAUAAUUUCAUCGUUUUUGGCCAGACAACGAUCAUACACACCACCCAUGCGAGUUACAACACAAGUGAACCGCCGAUUGCAGCCGUCCCGCAGCAUGGGAGCCAAUAACGCCUCCAGCCCAGAAGAGACUUCUCCUAGUCCAGUUGUAGGGGCGUCAUCCAGUGCUAACAGCGGUGCACCAGCAUCGAGUUCAGCAAGCGGAGUACGGCAAUUGGGAAAUUUCUGGCGUGUCAAUCUUAACGAGGUCAUCUCGUUAUCUACAGCUCCGUCGACCGAGGCGCUGAGAUCCUUUAUUACACAUUCCAAUUUUCGUUAUCAACCCGCACCAACUGGUAGCGCAGCUACCUCUCCAGUUGACAACUCCCAUAUUUUAAUUAACAAUCAGCCCCAAAUAAACCCGACGGCGGCAGCAGCAGGUGGUAGUCAGGAAGCGGCGACAAGCCCAUCGUCUCCUCUUCGCAUGAAUCGUAAUGGACAGGGACACAUGGGCAGAAGCAUUUCGUUGCGUGAAGGCGAAAUGCGACACACUCAUGGUUUGACUGGCAGCAGACACAAUGCCAGCGUUAUAGGAUUGAGCAGCAGCAGCAAUGGACAACCACCGACAUAUGAAGAGAGCGAACCUGUUAAUAGUGCACAUCCCGAGCGUAUCGACAACGGUAGUGGUGGCGGAGGUGGUAAUCCGGAUGCUGGUACUGACAAUGCGGCCAUUCCGGCCGACGCCCACGAGCACAAUGGUGGAGAAGACGAGCCUCUUAUUUCAGAUAUGGUGGUGCAGAUCCUUAGUCACUUUGUUCGCUAUUUGCCAAUAAUCGGCAUAUUGCUUACCAAAUUUAUCCACGACCAUCUUCUAGGUAUUUUAGAUCUCCUGGUACUGCAGACUGUGAUGUACAAUGUAAACCGAUCUGUGCGCCAUCAGGUGGCCCGAUUGGCCCAGAAAAACUAUGUAGUGUUAAUACGUGAUGCGGUUCUCGUUGGCAUGGUGGUCUUGUUGAGGCUCUUUAUGGCCUCAGCUCCGCCAGAUCCCUUCGGUUUGAUUGUUCCGCCGCCAAAGAAAUAUUUUAGUGUCGAAGUUACUGCCCUUCCGUACAAGACAGAAGGCGAGAAUGCCGAGAAGGAGAUCCAGUUACCCCAACCAACCUCCUCAUCCUCGGAGACACUAAAGGCCACAUUUAGUACAGACACAUACGAUGUCCUUAAGGUCAUCCCUUUGGGAAUGUUGCUCUAUUAUGUGGCUGUCAGUGAUCUUAUUAUUAAGCUAUUAACCAUGUUUAUUAAACUGGCCAUCACCAUGCUGCCCAUGCAUGUCCUGAGGUUAAAAGUCCGGGCUCGUCUAUAUGUCCUGGUGGAGUAUCUCUCACAAUUCUAUCGUGCCCUUACACCGAUCACCCAAUGGUUCUACUAUCUAUACGAGUCCUAUUCUGGUCUGGAAGUCAUUUCAGGUGGUUUCUUUUGCUCCAUGUAUUUGGGAGCAAAGAUCUUUGAACUUAUUGAACGCGGAAAAUCGUUGAAGAAAGCCAUAGUGACCUUUAGGCGAAAUAUUGACUCGGAACGUCCGCCGACAAAAGAUGAAUUAGAUGCCGCUGGCUCUGUGUGUCCAAUUUGCCACGAUUCGUAUAACACUCCAACACUCUUAGAGUGUGGUCAUAUAUUUUGUGAUGAGUGCGUCCAGACUUGGUUCAAGCGUGAACAAACUUGCCCCAUGUGCCGGGCAAAAGUUAGCGACGAUCCUGCUUGGCAAGAUGGUAGCACCACUUUCUUCCAUCAGCUUUACUAGCUGAACUUCUGUCUUUUUCCAAAAAAUUUUCAAUUUUAAAUACGUGUAU
Molecule: messenger RNA, 2261 nt
Organism: Drosophila willistoni
Lineage: Eukaryota; Metazoa; Arthropoda; Insecta; Diptera; Drosophilidae
Exons: 3
Coding region: 134-2212 (692 amino acids)
Biological process (GO): positive regulation of ERAD pathway
Molecular function (GO): ubiquitin protein ligase activity
Source: RefSeq, a predicted model, not a curated record